Molecule: messenger RNA, 1712 nt
Organism: Terrapene triunguis (Three-toed box turtle)
Lineage: Eukaryota; Metazoa; Chordata; Testudines; Emydidae
Gene: CALCOCO2
Product: calcium binding and coiled-coil domain 2
Exons: 14
Coding region: 93-1661 (522 amino acids)
Biological process (GO): xenophagy; positive regulation of autophagosome maturation
Cellular component (GO): autophagosome; PML body
Source: RefSeq, a predicted model, not a curated record
GGUUCCGCCCUUUCCCGGCGGCUCCUCCUCCUCCGUCGCAGCAGGGCCGGAGAGGCGUCGGGAGCGAGAGACGUUGUCCAGCGAACCCCGUCAUGGACGAGACCUUAGAUGAACCUCCCACUUCUGCUGUCUUCUUGGACAACUGCCACUUCUCCCAGGUUAUCUUUAAUAACGUGGAGAAGUUUUACGUCCCCGGAGGAGACAUAACCUGCUUUUAUACCCUCACGCAACACAUCACGCCUCGCAGAAAGGACUGGGUGGGCAUUUUCCGGGUGGGAUGGAAAACAACCCGCGAAUAUUACACCUUCAUGUGGGCUCCUUUCCCGAGUGACCUCAGCGGUGAUUCUAUCGUGCAGCAGCAAAUUCAGUUUCGAGCCUACUACCUGCCAAAAGAUGACGAAUAUUACCAGUUCUGUUAUGUUGACGAGGAGGGGGUGGUCCGUGGAGCCAGCGUACCUUUCCAGUUCCGGGCAGAGACCGAGGAUGAUAUCCUGGUGGUUACUACACAGGGAGAAGUGGAGGAGAUUGAGCAACAAAACAAGGAUUUAGUUAAAGAAAACAAGGAACUGAAGGAAAGCUGCCUGUGUCUCCAGAAACAGAACCUGGGUCUGCAGGAGGAGCUCCGGCUGGCACAGGAGAAGAUGAAGGAGCUAGAGGGAGAAGUCUGUUUCUUGCAGACUGGGAACUUGGAGCUGCGGAGAGCUCAGGAGCUACAGGCCGUAGAGAUGAGCUCUGCCCAGAUGAAUUUGGCUUCAAUUAGGGAACAGAACAUAAAACUUGGAAAGGAAAAUCAGGAGCUGCAGAAAGGACUGGAGUCUCUGAGGAGCAGCUGUGAGAAAUUGGAGCUGGAAGGAAAUUUCCUGAAAGAGGAGAACAAGCGGCUGACGGAGCAGAAUGGCUGCAGAGAGAGAGAGCUGCAGCAAUUCAAAGAACACAACCAAGAAGUGUCAUCUGAAAAGGAACAGCUAGAAAGCAGAUUGAAAACUACCCUGGAUCACAUGGACCAGCUGCAGUCACAGGUGUUGAAUCAAGAGAAGGAAAUGGAAAACCUGCUUCGGAUGGACCAUGACAAGACUGAGCAGCUGGAGCAUUUGAAGGAGGAGAAUCGUCAGUUACGCAUUACUUUGACUGAACAGAAAGAGCAGGAAGAGAAGCUGGAACAGUGUCUGGAGGAUCUGAAGGUUACAGAGGCCAGCAUGGCUCUUCAUCUGCAACAUAAGCAGCAUCAAAACCACGAUAUAACAAAGGAACUCGAGGAGAAGAACCAUUUGUUUCAGCUUCUUCAGCGGAAAAAGGAUGAAAUUGAGGAGAAAAAUCUGAGACUAAGGCAAGAGAACAACGAGCUGCUGAUGCGCCUCUCUGAGAGCCCAGAUUAUUCUGCCCGGGUUGCUGUCCCGUCGGCGCAAGUUCCAACUCGGUCUCCAGAAAGUGCAGACCUUUUGUUUGGGAACCCGUACUAUAACUCCCUAGAAACAAGUGCUGUGAACAUGCCCUCUGUGAAGAAAUGCCCCCUGUGUCAUGAGGUCUUUUCUGAUGACAUUGGGCCACGUCAGUACGAGGACCAUGUGCGAAGCCACAUUCUGGAUUGCCCGUUCUGUGACGAGACCUUUGAGGAUAAGCAGGUGUAUGAUGAUCAUGUGUACUGCCACAGCCUGGAAUAAUUCUUCAUUCUGCUUUGUGCUGUAUAGCAGGUGUAUAGCUCCUCUUUCAGG